AUGAUCGAGCCCUUCUUGGGAACCUGGAAACUGGAAUCCAGCGAAAACUUUGAGGAAUACUUGGAACAACUGGGGGUGGCCCCCACGCUCCGGCACCUGGCUGUAUUAGAUAAGCCGAUAAUCAGCAUCAGAGGCAGUGAGGCCCAGCUGAGCAUCAAAAUCCAGCGCUCCUUCAAGACCACCGAGAUCUCCUUCGAGCUGGGGAAAGAGUUUGAGUUUGAUGAAACCACAGCAGACAACCGGAAAGUGAAGAGCAUCGUGACAUUGGACGGAGGAUCACUGGUCCAUGUCCAAAAAUGGCUCGGCAAAGAGAUGACAAUCAAAAGACAAGUCGUCCAUGGGAAAAUGAUAGCGAAAUAUUCCAUGAAUAAUGUUGUCAGCACGCAAACCUUCGGAAAGGUAUGA
Pteropus alecto (black flying fox) is the source of this 405-nucleotide messenger RNA. Its product is annotated as fatty acid-binding protein 9. Gene Ontology annotation, cellular component: nucleus; cytosol. The record is from RefSeq and is a predicted model, not a curated record. Lineage: Eukaryota; Metazoa; Chordata; Mammalia; Chiroptera; Pteropodidae. Gene Ontology annotation, molecular function: fatty acid binding. Gene Ontology annotation, biological process: fatty acid transport.